Molecule: messenger RNA, 249 nt
Organism: Emericellopsis cladophorae
Lineage: Eukaryota; Fungi; Ascomycota; Sordariomycetes; Hypocreales; Bionectriaceae
Product: Ribonuclease H
Exons: 1
Coding region: 1-249 (82 amino acids)
Source: RefSeq, a predicted model, not a curated record
AUGGGUAUCAACAAACACGUUUCGACAGUCCGUCAUGCCACCCUAUCCCGACGAUGGAACAAGCGUCGAGAAUUCAACCCGAACGAAAUCUACGGCCCGGGCAUUGAUCUGAAUCAGAUUGAGAUCUGUGAUGAUGAGCACUGGAGCUUCACUUGGUCCGACAGCGAGGGCGCCUUGUCAAACCAAGCACCACCCUCCCAGCUGGCUGCCACGUCACCUGCCCUCCUCCAAACGCCGACACGAGUCUGA